Zootoca vivipara (common lizard) is the source of this 21410-nucleotide messenger RNA. RefSeq names its product doublecortin domain containing 2C (gene DCDC2C). Gene Ontology annotation, cellular component: microtubule; microtubule organizing center. Gene Ontology annotation, biological process: intracellular signal transduction. The record is from RefSeq and is a predicted model, not a curated record. Lineage: Eukaryota; Metazoa; Chordata; Lepidosauria; Squamata; Lacertidae.
AUCCCACCCACGGUGAAAUCUUAUGCAUGUUUAUCUCUCCAAUGGGGUUUCCUCCCAGAGUUAUUGGAGGAUGCGGUUAUGCUCGCUUACCUACCCUGUUUCUCCGAAAAUAAGACGUAGCCAUAAAAUAAGCCGUAGCAGGAUUUUUAAGCAUUCAAGGAAUAUAAGCCAUACCCCGAAAAUAAGGCAUAGUGAUAGGCACAACAGCAAUGCCGGCCGCGGCAGGAGGAGGAGGAGGAGGAAAAAAAUAAGACAUCCCCUGAAAAUACGCCAUAGUGUGUUUUUUUGAGGAAAAAAUAAAUAUAAUACAGUGUCUUAUUUUUGGAGAAACACGGUAGGAGUCAGCCUCAAUGAACACGCACUGCGAGCCUUAAAAACGUUUGCUUGCUUGCCCUUUCACAAAGUCACACCCUGAUCCGGUCUCCCUUUCCAAUAUCUUGUUUUCCAAAGGAUCAGAUCCCCCAGCUGAUUCUUGCAAAAACACUCCCACCCCCACCCCCAAAACGGGGAAGAUCCGUUUCCUCCUUAUUUUGAAACGCGCUCUUUCCCUCAAGUUCAUUUGCAUUGCUGCGAGUGAUCUGCUGAAGGUUGUGCACAUUUAACAAGGCUGGCUCGUCGGUUCUUUUCUCAAUAAGGCGGGGAACACACAACCUGGGUUUUGUUUUGUUUGCAUCAAGGAGAGGGCAUAGCAAUAAGCUUGGGCGGGGCGCGAGGCGGCAAUCGGUCUGUGUUGUGUGGGGAAAAGAAACAGGAAGGUGAUCAGGAGAAGGAGUGGGAAUAACUUUGCACCCCCAAAAGAGGGGGGAAGCGUAGUUGCAACUCUCUGAGGAGACAGCAAUGAGGCGGAAGAGGAAGGCGCUGCGGAGUUUUCACCCUUUUAUUUUAAACUGGAAAUGAAGCGCGCGGUGGGUGAGGACUUCUAGGUAAUGGAGAAACUACCGAGGAACGGGAGAGUCCUUGGUUUGAGGGGAGCUGGUCAUUGCUGCUGCAGCAUGCAUGUGGCCAUUUUCCUUGACCCAUAAGUGGGGCAGGCGGGUCACGCGGUUAGUGCCAAAGGGAAGCCGCCGUGCGAGGAGGCGGGCGCCCGCCCGCACAAGUCUCGCGCUUCCCGCCUUCGGGAUCGCGCGCAGCCCUCGGGGCGCCUGGGAAUCCCUUUUGCAGCCUGAGCCAUCUCCCUCCCUCUCCCAAUGCGUUUCCAGGGAAACCCUUGUGGGGACCUAUUUUGUUUGCUGGGGGCUGCAGUCACAAUCCUGCCACACACAUGGCGUGAUGUCAGGCUUUUAUGUAUUGGGGGUGUGAGGCUCAAGGUGGGGGAGAGAGAGGGAGAGAGGGAGAUAAAGUUGCCCCGUGGAAGACUUUGGGGUGGGGCUAGGGUGGGCUGGGGGUGUCCCCACCUUGGUGCCACUAUGAAGUAGGUGGUUAGAGGUCUGAACAGGAGCUCUGCAGCCACCUCCUCUUCUCUGCCCCACUUCCCUUUGCUUUGGGGCGUAUGGGAGGGGUCCUGGAUUUGUUUUUUGGGGUUUCCUUUCUUUUUUAAAUGCACUGGUGUGUAUUUUAUGUUCUUCCCCAAACGCCACUCCUCCCCAGCCCUCUCUGUCUGAACUGGUGACUUCAGUAUGGUGGGAGCGACUCGGACUCGAGCCGUCUAUAGCUUGACAGAUGUCACCCCUGCCCGGACGAUUUGGGUGUACCGUAACGGUGACCCCUUCUAUUUGGGAAGGAAGUUUGUGAUCAACCACCGCUAUGUGCCUAACUUUGAAGCCUUCAUGAUACAACUCAACGAAGGCGUGGAGACACCCUUUGGGGUGAGGAACAUAUACACACCCCGCCAAGGGCAUUCGGUUAUGGACCUGACCGACAUUGAGCAAGGAGGCAGAUACGUGGUUGCUGGCAGGGAAAGGUUUAGGAAACUGAAUUAUUUCGGUAUAGGGACAAAGAAACCUCAAAGAAAGAAGAGGGAUGAGGUGAUUCGACCCGUGGUCCACAGUAAUAUAAAAGUACCUUCCAAAUGGCAAUCAAGCUAUAAUAAGCCACUAAAUAUUAGUGUUUUCACAAACGGAGACAUGUUGAUACCGCCUGUGAAAAUUCUCCUCCCCAAGUUCACGCUGAAAAGUUGGAAUGGUGUCCUUGGAUUGAUAAAUGAAAAAGUAUCUUCACGCUCUGGGGGUAUCCAUAGACUGUUUACAUUAAAUGGCCAGUCUGUACAUGGGUCUGAUGAGCUAGAACAUAACCAUUUUUACGUUGCAUGCGGCAAAGAAAAAUUUCAGCCUUUGCCAUACUGGCAGCACUCUAGAGUUCAAGAAGAUAUCCGGCGGUAUUAUUCUAACACACCUCGACCUCUAGAAAUGCCCCCUUCGAAAAAGCCUCCUUCCACAGAACGAUCAAAACGGGCAGCCGGCAUGCAGCCUGCCACACCACCAUCAAAACGAGGAGCAGGAGAUAGGUCUUCAGUUUAUUAUGCACAACCCAAGAAGGCAAGUCGUGACGCUGAGGCUUAUAAGCAACUGACAUCUGAUGAUGGACGCGGGGUCUAUAAAGCUCGUACACCCCCACAAGAAAUUAAAGAGGCUCAGCAAAUACAAGAAGAUAACAAUGUGCAAGUGGAAAUACCUGUUGACCAGGCUCCUGCUGAGGUUGUCCAUGAUGAAGACCUUUAUGCAAAUUGGAAUACAGAAAAAGAGGCUGAAGAAUAUUAUCAAGACGUGGAACCUGAGAAAAAGGAAAAAAAGGGCGUUUUCAAAAAAUUCUUUGGAUUCUUCUACAAAUCAAAGAAGAAAGAUCCAAACGAAGAAGCAGACGAAGAUUCGAGAAAACCAGAUUCAAAGAAACCGUCUUACGAAGCGAAAAAUGAAUAUUUUGAUGCAUAUGAUUACAACUGAGGGGGCUAUUUUGAACACCUUGCCAUCUGUUACAAAGGAUUUUAAUGUUGGAGCUCAUGAAACAUCUUGUUUAUCACUGGAGGUACCAUCACUAUCAUUUAAAUAUAUUUAAAGAGUGCCAUCUUUCCAGCACAAAUAGAAAUGUAAACUUUAAUUAUGGGUUAUGUUUUCCUUAUUUGUUGGUGAAUAUAUACUGCUCCACAUUAAGGUAUGGUGAGGAUGAAGGUCUUAAAAUAUUUAGCAAAACUGCAGCAUGCAGUGAUUUUCACUAUACAAGUUGUUGACGAUUAAUUCUUUUUAUAAUUUCCUGAUGAAUUAUUUUUUUUUUCUGUCUGCCUAAUCAGCUGCCCUGCUGUGAAAUAUAAUUGCACUUGCACGAAAAUUACCAUCUCAUGAGAUGAAUGAGUUUGAUGAUUAAAUUUGGUAGGAAGAAGUAAUAACGUCCAAACACUAAAGUAGAAUGACAUGCUGAUCCCUUUGCCGCAAUUUGAUGGCAUUUCUAAAAGAACAGAAUAACGUUUUAGGAACAAUUCAUUCCGACGCAACUCACAACAGAGCAGAGAAAUUUUAAAGUAAGGCACAAUCUCUUGGAAAACGAAAGAACUUCAUCCCUGUUAAAUAAAAAAAUACCAGCCUUGAUCUGUGGUCAUCCAAAUAUAGCUCACCAAGGGUUUAAAAAAAUAAAAUAAAAUCUCUCAAGUCUGAUAACAAAACAAAUUUGCUGGUAUAUGCAAUUACUAAACUGCAUCUGAAGUACAGUAGCAGCCUGGCAUUCGUAUCAGUAGGAGACAGACUUCUGUUCAAAUAACGUGAAUUAUCUGUUGUUUUAUCCAUAGAGAGCAGAUACAGUGUUCUACCCAUAUUUUCCUGAAUGAUAAGCCCUAGUGUUUUUUCUCCUUGUCAUUUUUUAACGAAGUUCAUUAUUUUUGAACUUGUAGCUCUCUCCCUCCCCUCUCAAAUGAAAUACAAAUAUUUGAUGCAGAGCUAGCCAAAUCCUAGAUGAGAAAACAACAGGCUCAAGACUACAGAUGUGAACAGCUUUUGAAACUAUUUAUUUCUCAAGCUUGUCUGUCAUAAUGUCCUUGGUAUCUACAGAAUAAAGCGAGUGCCACCAUGUUCCAUUAGAUAAUGCCUAGGAGACAGAGACAGACUCAAUACUGCACACAAGACCAGCUCUCUCUUGCUGAUUAUUCCCCCUGAAAGGGGCAGUGCCAGAAGGAAGGAGUGUGAAACAAGUUAGUAGCCGCCCUUUUUACUUGGAGGGCAUCAUUUUCACAUAAAAAUUGUGACUGAAUCAGGAAUAAGACUGCUGCGGACCCAAGAUGAUGCUUACUUUUGUAGUUAACUCCAUCAGAAUCAAGUAGACUUUGGGGAAAAUGUGUGGGUAGGUGGUUUGCAUACCCAGGAGAUGGGUCAAUUAGGAGUGCCUUUUAACAGCUUUGGGUGUAGGACAACCAGAGCCCAAACUUAAAACCAACCAUUUCAAAAUACCUUGCGUAUUUCGAAGCAUUGGCAUAAUCCUAGCAAGACUAAAAUGUUUCCACCUGCUGCUGGAACCCACUCAAAAGUAGGAGCUUGCCUGAUCUCGUGCUAGUGCCCUCUGCUUUACCAAAACCUUUUUGCUUGCCAUCAGCUGCCAAAAUUAGUGUACUGAUUGGUUCACAAUAAAAGGGGCCAGUUGACCUUGCUGUGCUGGAGUUUAAAUUCCCUGUGGACAUGCCCCCCGUCGGCGCUGAAUGGUUGGAGAAGCCCGGUCCUUGAGCGGGGCCCCACACAGCGCCAUAGGGAGGCGACAGCAGGGAGCCCGCCAGUCUCCAGCCCUUAGCCAGAUGACGCAGGACCCGGGGCCUGGUUGCAACGCCGCCCACCAAAUAAGGUAAACGGACAUAUCUAACACCUUUAUACAGAUUUACAGAUUUUUUUUCAGGAGUUGGGGUUGGCUCAGUUCAAAUGAUUUAAGUGUGGUGGUGAUUAAGCCUUGGCAAGAGUUCAUUAUGGAAACAUUUUGUAUCAAAUGAGCUCUUAAUAAAACUUAACUUCCACGUGCUCUCAGGAAAAUGAGUUUCCAGCAAAACAGUCCUAUUAUGGGGUGCCAAGCAUUCUCACUGACAUGUUCAGAUAAAUUACCAGUACAAAGGGUUUACCAGCUUGCCUUGUGUCAUAACGUGCCUUAAGAAGUACAGUCUGGCUAGCUCCUCCUAGGAGAUUGGUUGACGUAUCUGUGGUGCUGGCAGUGUUACGGGUGCCACGCAAUACUUGUUCUGCAGUUGUAAGAAAUUUAACUUUGAGUAUGGCAGCAAAGGUGUCAGCCUGAUGUCAAUAGGGAGUUGGCUGGCAACUUUGCUGUCUCCACUGUACCUGCUUGAAGCAUUUUUGUUAGGUAAGUCCAUUAAGACACAUGCUGAUGUGCUUUAAUAUAUUUUAAUGUUAAUUUUAAUUAUUUCAAAAUGCUUUUAUUGUGUAGCAGUUUUUUAUUGUCGAUUUUAAGAUUUAUUGAAAACCAGUUGGAAAAUUCAUUAUAAUCGUGUGGUAUGUAAAUUUUCUUAAAUAUAUGAAAUAUAUCUGAAAUUCCUUUUAGCAAUUCAUUGUUUUCAUUGAGAAGACAAAUACCUCUGGUGAAGCAUUAAUGCAUACUACCUUUCUCCAGUAAUUACUACAGAUCUAGGGAAACAGGACAAGAAAUCUUGGUUCCCAGGAGAAAUAAUUUAUCAGAACAGCUCCCAGUGAUUUCUGAAAUUGAUUUUGAAAAGAGGGCUCACAGUGGCAUAUUAAACUGUUUUGAAGUAUUGAUAGCUGUGAAAUUGAGUUCCAGCAGGAAGUUCAGAAUGCCUCACCCCACCCCCAAGUAAUGCAAUGGUAUAUAUUCUUCUGCCUUCACCCAAAAGGAAAGCAGUGCAUAACCUGGUGAUGACAGAAUAAGUGAUGCAAGGAGGGAGCUGCAGCCCACGAUAGGAAAAGAGGUGACAAGGGAACACCUAGCUAUGUUAAAUGAGGAAGAGGGAUAAUGAGUGGUGUGCGAAAGGGCUCUGGAGAGGGGUUGCUUAAAAUAGCAGCCACUCGAGCGCUGCUGCUGCUGGCACCAACAAAGCCCAGCCCCUUUCCUCCUCUAGGCAGGGCAGGGAGAAGCCAGGAGGAGGGAGGGAGGAGGCACUGCCGCUGCCAUCAUGAGAGGGAGAGGGAGGGAGAGGUAAAGAACGUGCACGUGCUGCCGAUCCAAGCGGCGAUUCCCGGACCGUCCGCAGGCCGGAUCCUGAAGGCAAUUGGGCCCGAUCCAGCCCGCAGGCCUUAGUUUGCCUACCCAUGGAUUACAUCUUCAAAAAGGGGUAGGUGGGGAGAGAAGACCUUGGUAACUAUCAAACGGUCAGCUUGACAUUAAUACCAGGAAAGGUCCCGGAACAGAUAAUUAAACAGACGGUCUGUGAGCACUUUGAAAAGGAUGCCAUAAUUACUAAGACCCAGUGUGCCCUGUUGGAAGGUUACAGCGCCUGCUGUGGCUGCAGAGACCAUACAGGAGAGAAUGUUUUGUUGCAGCUGGGGCUGAAUGAAGGCGUCUGGUUGAACUGCUGCAGAUGCACCGUGACGCUUGUUCUCUGUGCUCCUCCCAGCAGUCAUUUCUCCUCUGGUCAUUGCUAUGAAUGAUGAACCUGACUGUCUCCAUGCCCUGCGGUCAUCUGCAAGGGAUUCCCACAUGGUGGAGUUGAGGUUGCCAGCCUUCAUGUCAUGUUUGCAGAAAUAUUUGUAAUGCAGAGUUGGUCUGGUGCCUGAAUCCCCUGUAAUGACCAAGGCAGCGUAGACGUCGCUGAGACAAGAGUGUGAACAUACUGUGAAUGUGGGCUUGGGAGAGCACAUCUUUGGGAGACUGUCCUGCCAUGUGAUACCCAAAAUCUUUUCCUAUGGGGUUUUACAGCUGUCCCAUAUGGUACAGGAACACCAUUCCAAGCUGCAAACUUUGAAUAAUAUGCUGCAAACCGUUUUGAUAACCUCUGGAACUUCCCUAGAGAAUGUGUGUGAAAAAAUAACAUUCCUCAUAUCCAUUAUGUAGGUCACAUUCUGAUAAUAUUAAAUUAGUGGGGGGGGAGGAGAAUAAACAUAUGAGUCACCAAUUAGCCAGUUAGAUUAAAGACCCCUUACUGGUACGGGUAUAAAAGGAAAUGAGGAUAUAUUUCCAUUUUUUUUAUAGUCCCUCCAGUGAAUGGUCAAUUAAUCUUGAUGAUGAUAAAACUGCUAAAGUGGAACGGCGUUAAGAGUCCUUGCUCAAUGAUGUAUGCAUUUCACUCCCCUAGUUAAAACAUAGGCCGUCUACUGACUGAUAACCGUCAGUUUUGUGAUCAGAGCCAGAUACAUCAUCACAUCUUUAAUGACGAGAUAUCUAGCUCAGUUGCAGACAAAACAAAUCUUUUAGAUUAAAAAAAAAUCCUAUCAAAAAAAUUAACAAACACAAAUCCUGAGAAUUUUGGGAUAGAGCUACACAGUUGUGUCCUGUUUAUUGCAGGCUGCAGUAGCAAUUCACUGGGGGCCCUCUAGAUAAAUUAUUGCAAAUGACAUUUACAGUGGUACCUCGGUUUACAACCACAUUUGGUUCCGGAAGUCUGUACUUAACCUGAAGCGUACUUAACCUGAAGCGAACUUUCCCAUUGAAAGGAAUGGAAAGUGGAUUAAUCCGUUCCAGACGGUCCGCGGAGUACUUAAACUGAAGCGUACUUAACCUGAAGCGAACUUUCCCAUUGAAAGUAAUGGAAAGUGGAUUAAUCCGUUCCAGACGGGUCCAUGGAAUACUCAACCUGAAGCGUACUUAACCCGAAGUAUGAGUGUAAUUGGUUCUGGAAGUCCGUACUUAACCUGAAGUGAACUUUCCCAUUGAAAGUAAUGGAAAGUGAAUUAAUCCGUUCCAGAUGGGUCCGCGGUGUUUGUAAAUCGAGGUGUUUGUAAACCCGAGGCGGUUGUAAACCGAGGUAUGACUGUAUUUUGUAGAGUUAUAGAAAAUGUGCUGCCAUCAACCUGGGAAGGUAGCCCAUCUAGGAGAAGGAAAGCUCUGACCUGAAACCUUGUGGGAUAUCUUCAGCAGAAGAAAAGGCUAAGGGGUAAAUCCUACACAAAUCCGGAGUGGGGUCCCUAAUAUGGUUGGAUGGCGCCUUGUAUGCCUCCUUCUGGCAAGUCCUACAGCCAAAAACAAACCCCUGUGUUGCAAUAAGAACUAAUCACAACAAUACAAACACAACACAUAGGCUAAUAGUUAGUAGAAACUAUAUAAUAGAAUAAUGAUAUGAUUCAAAUUAUAGGAGUAAGCCAAUCAAAGUUCAUAUAUGCAAUAUAACAGAGUGGUAGCGAGGACCAUCAAACCAUGUGUUCAAAACAGAUGUCUAAGGACAGUCUCACAGUAGUCUUUCAAAAGUAGCAACAGGAGGCAUCUCAAAAGUUUCAAAAGUAAAGUUUCUCAAUAGUUUUUCAAAAGUUUCAACGGAAGACGUUUUGAAAGCCUCAAAAGGACUGUAGCUGUUGCUGUACGCUACGGCUGCGGCCCGAACACUAGUAGCAAAGAACUGGAAAGGGUAAGAUGUUCUGACUAUAAUGGAUUGGCAGAAUAAGUUACAAGAAUAUGUGGAAAUGGCGCAAUUGGCCAACUUUGGGCGGCACUUUUUUUUUGUUUAUUCGCUAUUUUAGGUGUGAAAGCUGUGCUUUUUUGGAAUUAUUUUUAUGCCAGAUCCCUCACUGAUGGGUAUGGAACGUUGUGGCCAAAUUUGUUACAUUACAGUUCAGCUGUUACGGAGAAAGGCUGUGACCUCUGCGCACACAAUGCCUACAUUUUUUUAUAUAGAUAGAUAGAUUAAUAAUGGUAGGUACAUUCAAUAUUAGAAUAUAAUCAUACAAUGGGAAUUGACAGGAAGUCCAAAGUCUUAGUUUUGUUAAAAUGUAGCAUAAAUUCAGCUGAAGCUUAAGGUUCAUAAUUAUGUAAGAAAAAAUAAGUAUAGGGGUUUUUGUGUGUGUACAUAUUUGAAAUUUCAAUGUCCUUUAAGUGAUGUACUAUAAAUAUGUAAUGUAUUGUAGGACUAUUAAUAAAGCUUGUUGCAUGUUUAAAACAAAAACAAACAAACAAAACAGCUUCAAAAGGACAGUGUCUCCGGAAUGAUGCUACUGUUUCGUAAUAGUCUUCAUCAGCUGGAAAUAAGAUACAAGGCAUACAAUCCAGUGGUUUGAUUUCACCCCCCCCCAGAGGUGCUCUCCAUUGUCUCUCAAGACUGACAUAUGCCAACAAGCUGUCAUGUAUAACUGUGCUAAAUUAUAUGCCAACAAGCUGUCAUGUAUAACUGUGCUAAAUUAGUUGUACCCUUCUUUAGGUUUUUUUUGGGGGGGGAGGGGUCAUAAAUACAUUUCCUGCACAUAGACAUCUGGCACACCAGGCUCUUUGAUAAUGCUAACUUUCCAUGUGCAGGAUAUUUCUAGUAUGUGGGGAGCUUCAAGCAUAGAAUCCUCCACUUGCAUUAAGAUGGGGUGCAGUCCGAUGGGGAGCCUAGCUUCAGGUAUUUUUAGGAUGUCCUGCUCUGAAACCUGCCCAUAUUAUUUGUGCAGCUUUCACAAACAGAGAAGGCAAUUUGUGAAUAGUUUUGGGGAAGAGUCUGUUGGGUUGUGUGCGUGCAUGCAUGUACAUAUGUGAGCGCGCACGUAUUUGACAGGUAGCCAAGCUUCUCUGCCAUUUAAAUUAUUCUGAUGGAAUUGCUGUGUUAAUUCAGCUUUAGUCUCUCAUCUGCAAUGAGCUGCAUUUGUUUUCGCUCUUGAUGCUGCUGUUUGAUCAUGCUUUCACACACUGUUUAAAUAGGAAGCAAAAUCAGCAUGCACAGACUCUGAGAGAUAAUCUCUUGCACCCAGAAACAAAUAAGAUGGAACAGAGAGGAGCUAUAUUCUGCCAUACAGAACUAGAUUUGAACAGCACUAGUUGCUGUUUGGUUAUAGAUUCCUAUCAGGCAUUUUAUUCACCGAGAAGCUACUUUUUACAUGCUGCAUUCUAAGAUAAAGAAGGGAGAAUGGUGUAACAGCUACCAGCAGAAAUCCCAGCCUGAACCAAACAUUGCUAAAGCUGAUCAUGUGGCUUCUGGUGACAGGAAAAUAAUAAUAAUGACUUUGGGAUGCUUAAGCUUCCAGGCAGCUCUUUUGGCUAUGAUCCGAACGUUUUCCUGAAAAUGUACCCUAGAGGGGACCACAAUCCCACUCCGUCCCUGGGUCAGAAAACAAGAUUCUACCCAGAUAAGUUAAAGAGAGAGAAAAUUACAUGCCACCUGCCAUUGAAAAAAUAUUUUAGAGUUCAUCCUCUACCAGGUGGCUCUGAGAAUAAAAAUGUACCUUCCAAAAUCAAGAGGAAAUGCAGUAUGAGAUGAGAAGGUCUAUUACCAUUUCUUAGAUAUUAAUAGAAUUAAAUAUGAGCAAAAUUGGGAAAGCAAUAUAUUACUCCUAUAAAUGUUUGCUUUUUUUUGAUUGGGUGCUUGUUCAACCAGAGGAGGAAGAGCUCGUUUCUUUAAGGGUCAGUUCUGAAGUUAACUGGUUUUCUUUCCCACAGCUUACCUUCACGAUACACACAAAUACUUUCACAUUAUUUUGUUUCACUGGGAAAUGACAGGUGCUCAUUUACAUGCUAUUCGGUCCCACAGUUUCCCGGGAACCGUUUUCUCUUCAUUUCCCCCAUUCUGCAAAGAGCUUUAUAAUCAACAAGGUACUUACUCCAGGACAGACUUACUGUAGUCAGUAGGCCUCCCCCUGCGUAAGAAAUAUGAGGUUUGCUGUUUUCUCUAGUCUAGUGUAUCUCUGCACCCUUUCACAUCCAUGCCAAGCACACAGAAACUGUGGAAUUGUGAAAUCCGAUCAGUUGCCCAACAUACAUUCAGCUUACCUUUGAGAAGUAUGGUCAGAUCAUGUUGCAGGAAGAGGCUAAUUGGUUACCUCACUGGUGUGUGUGACUGUAAAAGGAGUAAGGUCAGGCAAUUAGAUUAUGUUAUGAGUCACAAUUUCUGCGCUGGCUUCAGCAUUUUUAGAAUGUGCCAUCAUCCAUUUCGGCAUCUGUGAGUUGAACAUGGUAGGACCAGAGUUCCCAAACUGGUUAGCUGUGUAUCUGUGAAAAUAGAGUGGAAAACCAUCAACAUCUAACAUGGGGGGUGAGGGUGGGGGGCGAGUUUGGGAACCAAUGUCACAGUAUAUAGAAGUGUUUCCCAAACUUCGGUCUCCCAACUGUUUUUGGACCUCAGCACCCAUCAUCCCUAGCUAGCAGUACCAGUGGUCAGGGGUGGUGGUGGUGGUGGUGAUGAUGAUAAUGAUAAUAAUAAUUUAUUAUCUAUAUCCUGCCCAUCUGGCUGGGUUUCCCCAGCCACUCUAGGCGGGUUCCAACAAAAUAUUAAAAUACAAUGGUCUGUUAAACAUUAAAAGCUUCGCUAAACAGGGCUGCCUUCAGAUGUCUUCUAAAAGUCUGGUAGAUGUUUUUCGCUUUGACAUCUGGUGGGAGGGUGUUCCACAGGGCGGGUGCCACUACCGAGAAGGCCCUCUGCCUGGUUCCCUGUAACUUGGCUUCUCGCAGCGAGGGAACCACCAGAAGGCCCUCGGCACUGGACCUCAGUGUCUGGGCAGAACAAUGGGGGUGGAGACACUCCUUCAGGUAUACUGGACCGAGGCCGUUUAGGGCUUUAAAAGUCAACACCAACACUUUGAACUGUGCUCGGAAACGUACUGGGAGCCCAUGUAGAUCUUUCAAAACCGGUGUUAUGUGGUCUCGGCGGACGCUCCCAGUCACCAGUCUAGCUGCCGCAUUCUGGAUUAAUUGUAGUUUCCAGAUCACCUUCAAAGGUAGCCCCACGUAGAGCGCAUUGCAGUUGUCCAAGCGAGAGAGAAUUAGAGCGUGCACCACUCUGGCGAGACAGUCCAUGGGCAGAUAGGGUCUCAGCCUGCAUACCAGAUGGAGCUGGUAAACAACUGCCCUGUGCCUCCAUGGACAGCUGUGAGUCCAAAAUGACUCCCAGGCUGCGCACCUGGUCCUUCAGGGGCACAGUUACCGCAUUCUGGACCAGGGAGUCCUCCACACCUGCCUGCCUCCUGUCCCCCCCAAAACAGUACUUCUGUCUUGUCAGGAUUCAACCUCAAUCUGUUAGCCACCAUCCAUCCUCCAACCGCCUCCAGACACUCACACAGGACCUUCACCACCUUCACUGGUUCUAAUUUGAAAGAGGUAGAGCUGGGUAUCAUCCGCAUACUGAUGAACACCCAGCCCAACCCCCCUGAUGAUCUCUCCCAGCUGCUGCAUGUAGAUGUUGAAAAGCAUGGGGGAGAGGACAGAACUCUGAGGCACCCCACAAGUGAGAGCCCAGGGGUUUGAACACUCAUCCCCCACCACCACUUUCUGAACACGGCCCAGGAGGAAGGAGCGGAACCACUGUAUAACAGUGCCCCCAGCUCCCAUCCCCUCUAUGCGGUCCAGAAGGAUGUUAGGGUUGUUCGUAUCAAAAGCCGCUGAGAGACCCAGUAGAACUAGGAAACAGCUCUCACCUUUGUCCCUAGCCCGCCGGAGAUCACCGACCAGUGCGACCAAGGCAGUUUCAGUCCCAUGAUGAGGCCUGAAUUGAAGGGAUCCAAAUGGUCCGCUUCUUCCAGGCGUGCCUGGAGUUGUUCAGCAACCACUCGCUCAGUCACCUUGCUGGGAACUGUAGGUCAAAAACAGUUGGAGACCCAAGUUUGGGAAACACUGGUUAUAUAUAAUCGAAUCCGCUCGACGGUGGUGAGCUCCCGUUGCUCUGUCCCAGCUUCUGUCCACCUAGCAGUUCGAAAGCACUCCAGCGUAAGUAGAUAAAUAGGUACUGUUGCAGCGGGAAGUAAAUGGCGUUUCCAUGCUGUGAGGGGCAAGGGGUAUCGCGAAGCCCCUCCCCUCCUGAGUUCCAGCCCAGCCCAGAGCACGACUGAGAGCAGGGAGAGCUCCAGCUCCAGUGGGGAAACAGGAAGUGGGAUCCAAGGCUCUGGCAGGGUAGAAGAGCCAGCGUCCCAGGUGGGACAGGAAGGAGGAAAGAGGGGGGGCAGACCCAUCCCCCCAACUCCGGAACUUCGCAGAAAGCGUCGGGGGAAGAGGAUGGGGCUCCCCAAGUUGUUAUGCUGGCGCAAGACGCGCCAAAAGCCAUUCGGAGGUUCUGAUGAAAGCUGAAAAGACGUGUCUCUGUAAAUAGCUCUACCUUUAGCACUGUAAAUACGCAGCACCAAUAAAAAGAUAAAAUGCAGAGCGGUGGAGAGUCGUUACUCUGAAGUAGUCCCAUCCGACCACUGUGACACAUGCGCUCUGGCACUCAUCGUGGUGUCCCGUUGCGCCAGAAGCAGUUUAGUCAUGCUGCCCACAUGACUCGGAAAAACUAUCUGCAGACAAAUGCUGGCUCCCUCAGCCUGAAGUGAGAUGAGCACCGCAUCCCAUAGUUGCCUUUGACUGGACUUAACCAUCCAGGGGCCCUUUACCUUUACAUUAUAUGAUCAGUGUAUUUAAAGUGUGCCUUUAAAUGCUUGUUUUACCAUUGGGUAGGCACCCACUAUUUUAUCACACCUUUUCCUUAUGUGCAAGUAGAGUAGCUGAAGGUAACUCUGCAUUAUCUACCGUAUCAACUAACAAUUACUGUCAUUCUCGGUGCUCAACUAAAUAAGAUGCAGGUUGCAAUGAAUUCCUUGUUUGUUAUCUUGAACAAUCAAGCAUGAGAACCAGUCGGGUCCACUGGGCAUAGCAUGACCUGGGCCCACAUUCCUAUCCCUUCCCAUUCUUCUCUUCUGCCAGUGGUAAAGGUAAAGGGACCCCUGACCAUUAGGUCCAGUCGUGACCGACUCGGGUUGCGCGCUCAUCUCGCAUUAUUGGCCGAGGAAGCCGGUGUAUAGCUUCCUGGUCAUGUGGCCAGCAUGACAAAGCCGCUUCUGGCGAACCAGAGCAGCACAUGGAAACGCCGUUUACCUUCCCGCUGUAGCGGUUCCUAUUUAUCUACUUGCAUUUUGACGUGCUUUCGAACUGCUAGGUUGGCAGGACCUGGGACCAAGCAACGGGAGCUCACCCUGUCACAGGGAUUCGAACCGCCGACCUUCUGAUCAGCAAGCCCUAGGCUCAGUGGUUUAACCACAGCGCCACCUGGGUCCCUCUCUGCCAGUGAUAGCCUUGCACAAAUCUCUCUGCCACAGUUUACCAGUGCCUGGUGGUAUUAUUAUUAUUAUUUUAAGUGAUAAAUCUCCAGCUAGUUUGGAAGUCACACUUGGAUUGUGAGGGCAUUCUUCCGCACAAGAACACGUGGGGAAAACUUUUCAGCCCAAGGGUUACAUUUGAUCAUUUGCUCUCAUGCUCCUGGACAUCCCUGAGUUCUGCAGAUAUCUUUGCUAAUGCUCUAAUAUCCUCCCUUUGCUCUUACCCAAACUGCAUAACCCAGAGUAUCUUUCUAAAGAAGAUGGGAGCUAUGGUUCAGCAACAUCCAGAUGGCCUGCCAGAUGUGACCCCUACCCUGGGGCCACCAGCACAAGAUGGAGAACUUGGCACUGAAGUGAUGCCAGGGUUGUGCACUACAGCCAAGAGAACUGAAACCCUGAUGUGGCCGUCAAUCUCUCAUGUCUUUUAAAUGCCCAGCAAGAGCUGUUUUUCAGCACUUAGGGCAUGGGUAGGCAAACUAAGGCCCGGGGGCCAGAUCCGGCCCAAUCACCUUCUAAAUCCGGCCUGCGGACGGUCCGGGAAUCAGCAUGUUUUUUACAUGAGUCGAAUGUGACCUUUUAUUUAAAAUGCAUCUCUGGGGUAUUUGUGAGGAAUAGGAAUUUGUUCAUUUUUAUUUUUAUUUUCAAAAUAUAGUCCGGCCCACCACAUGGUCUGAGGGACAGUGCCCAUGGCUGAAAAAGGUUGCUGACCCCUGGUUUAGGGUUAAGCUAAUCAUGGGUGCUUAUAUAUUAAUAUUAUUUUAUAGAUGGCACUACUGAUGAAUUUUCUGCAUUUCAGAUUUGGAUUCUGGUUAAAAGAAUUUCUACCUGCCUCAAGCCCUCUUUGAAGUACUAGCAACCUCCAUUAAAAAUAUUAUUUAACACAAAGAAAACCCGUACUUUAAUUGCUGAGAAUGCAGUUGAAAUUUCCAGUAGUUAUGAAUUGUGGUGUGUGUGUGUGUUGUUGUUGUUGUUUAAUAUAACAGUAGCCUUUGAGCGUGCACACUGUGCUCACUUUUUCUUCAAGGUGCCUUCGCAAUACUAAUCCUCACAUGCUUGAGAUUUUGUGCUGGCUAAGUUGACAGUCAUCACCAAUCCCAACAGGAUGCAUCUUCCAAAAGCUUGCUUGAAGAAAAGGCAGCAUUCUAUGUACAGAAUUGCAUCUGAAGUGAAGACUGUACUGGUGGCUGUGAGCUUAUCUAAAAAGCACCAUUAUUUUCACCCUCUCUUUGGAGAUAACUUGUAUUCUGUGGCUUAGUCACUAGGUGGUGCUCGCCUUCGUUGUUUUUUUAGACUGCUCUGCUUUCUUCUGUAUUAAGUACGCUCAAAUUGGACGUUUUCAUCAGAAUGGUUAAGAAGAUAAGGAGCAACUUGAAAACGCAAUACUGAAGGGAUGAACAAAAUCCAACAAGGCACUCGUUAUCAUAAAUACGUCGUUUUUAAAAUUAUUAAUGGGAAAAGAAAUUCCAGAAUUUGUACAAAAAUGAAGGGGUGAAACCAAAAAGCUAAAUUAACAUGUAAAUCUAUUUGGGAAACUUUUAUAACUGAAGGAGUGUCUCCACCCCCAUCGUUCAGCCUGGACACUUGAGAUCCAGCAUUGAGGGCCUUCUGGCGGUUCCCUCUCUGGGAUAAGUGAGGUUGCAGGGAACCAGGCAGAGGGCCUUCUCAGUAGUGGCACCCUCCCUGUGGAACGCCCUCCCAUCAGAUGUCAAGGACUUUUAGAAGACAUCUGAAGGCAGCCCUGUAUAGGGAAGCUUUUUAAGGUUUAAUGUUUUACUAUGUUUUUAUACAUGCUGGAAGCAACCCAGAGUAGUUGGGGCAACCCAGUCAGAUGGUUGGGGUACAAAUAAUAAAUAGAGGCGCAUCGUAUUAUCCUCAGUAAUUAGGGACAAUUGCUCUAAAUUACUCCCAACAACAUUCAACAUCUUGUAGUCAAAGGGCAAGUGAUAAAAAAGUGAUAUUUCAAGUACCACCCAUCUCCCACGAUGCAUGAUAAAGAAAGAUAUUACAGUACACGUGUUUUAAAACCCUCCCACUUUUUAUUGAAAUCCACCGUGUGGCAUGUAACAUGGAAUGGAGCUAUAAGCAAGGGUUAUACAGCUCUAUUCCAUAUGGGCAGCAAAUGGUGUUUCUGAAGAGCAGGACAGUGAUGCUUCACACACAAAAGGGGCUUCAGUGUGGAUUGCACCCUAGAGCUUCCUCAAAGAAUAAAACAACAACAAGAAAAAUAUUUAUAUGCUGCUCAUCUGACUGGGUUGCCGCAGCCACUCUGGGUAACUCACAACGAAAUAUUUAAAAACAUUAAAACAUCAAACAUCAAAAACUUCCCUGUAAAGAAUAUGAAAACAGUACUUUUUUCUGUAUCAGCCUUGUUUUGUUAAUUUAAAUGCAGAACACACUGGCUAAGAGAAAUCGUUUUUUUAAAAACAAGUCUGCAAUCUACCAGGAAUGUGGAAGGAAUCCACCAAAUUUAGAUUAUUCUAAAGCAGACUCACCUGAUUCAGUCCGGGGUGGGAAGGUGGGGUGGGGUUCAUAGCCUAGUCCAGAUCAUGGGUCACAAUUCGCAUUCCUGCAGAUUCCUUUACAUGGCAGUCAGAGGGCUGCCUCUGUUCCUCUUCAAGGGAUUUCUGUCCUUAAAAAUUAAGCAAUCCAGCUUGGGGCUCCUUGCCCAUUUGAAUGCAAUAGAGCAAGUCUCUUUGGGAAUGAUGACUGCUCUAAAGGGGGAAUUGUAUGGGAAUAGCAUGGCUUCCCUGUGCAUUAGCCACUCCUGUCUUUGUGUAACCGGGUUUUCCAUUUUGGAAAGGAUUGAAAUCACUUUUAGAGGAAUAGAGGCAGCCCUGAAGCUAUAAGUACUUCAUAUAUCUCAGUGUUCCCGUGUGGAUUUUGAAGGAUUUCACUUAAAAAACACACACACACAUGGAGAUGAGACAAGGCAGACUUAGUCCCAUCUCCAUGCAGAACUGGGAUGGUCUGAACUUCAACGGUUCUGUUCAACCCUACAAUCAGCACAUGUAUAUAACAGGACACCUGUAUACAACAGUGAUUUCCAAAGCACACAGGACAUCUGUGCACACUUCCAGCGAGGCAACUGUACACCCUUUGUAAGGAUUUGCGCUUUGAGGCCCCCCAAGCCCACUCCCGAUAAAUAAAGACACAAGGACACAGAGAUGAAAGUUAAUGUUGGUGGGCGAAAUUUAGCCCAAAACUUUAUUGAUUAGGGAAUGUGUGCGGUAUUGGCUUAGGCACUGGCAAGCGACACUAUAACUGACUUCCUGCCUGCUUUGCUGGAAGUCUGGCAAGGGUAAACUGAAGAGGUAGUCCGGCCACCGUGAACCAACUCAAGCAUCUCGGGGUUCCCUGGGUCGUGGUAUGGCCCUAGCCCCUCUGUGGGCUUCGGACAGGACCCAGACCCCUGGAUUCUUUUAGCGGAACACCCUAAAGCAUGGAGGGGCAGGUGAUGGCCGUACCUCCCCUCCCCCACACACCGCUAUGCCAAUGCCUAACCACCACCUUACAAAGUUGUGAUGAUUGCUGAGAGGUAGGCAGAAUCCAAGUGGCCAAGCCAAUCUGCCAAAUGGAAAAAUUCCUACCUGGCCCCCAUUUCAAAACAGGCGACCGAACGAAGUCCACUGCAAGGCCAAUGGGUCAGCCUAAAGGAAAGGAGGGAGGGUGGGAGAAUCGUGACACGAGGCAAAAGGGGCCGAGCUAGCCUGCCGGAGUUUAAAUCGUCCCAGUCAUGCCCCCCGAGAGCCUCCAGAUUGGUGGCUCUGGCGGUGGCGCGGCUGGGAUGUUCCCGCAGUGUGAUGUGGGACGCAAUCCCGCCCCCGCUGAGGGGAGGGUGUGCGCUCAGGGUGCCAGGGUACAAGGCAUUCCCGCUGGAAGUGGAAAUGAUUUCCAGGAGAAGUCAGUGUUAAAUGUUAAUAACAAGCUAGCCUCAGGGAACUGAAAGAAUCUGUAUAAUUUGCUCUGACAUUUUUACAAGUGCCUACAUAAUAUGCAGGAGUUGCGUGCUUGUCUGAUGCAGGCAGGUAUUUAGGGAAGGCAAUAGUUUAAUAUAAAGGAAUCAGAAAUGAAUGUCACUUGUGUUUUCAUAAUGGCAAACAUACAUACAAAAUUAACUGGCUUAGAGAAAGGUUGGCUUUCCCCCACCCACCUGCCUCAUCCCGCUUAAAGCUGACCAUGAGCCACUUCGAAACAUCAGAGAAUUAUUAUUUUUUUGACAUUGCCAAGCAAAAUCCUAAUGGUUUUUGAGAGAUGGGAAGAAAACGAGUUACCUAUAAAUAUGCUUCAGUGUGUCCAUACAAGCCUGCAUAACGUUGCAUCAUGAACCCAUGUCCUGAUGCAGAAAUAUUGUCUGCAGAAAACAAAUAUUUUGGGGUGGAGCUCAAGGACCCAUUCUGCCAAGAAAGCAUUAAAAUCCCAAGACAGCUCCUGAAACUGCAGAAACCUUAUUUAUCCAUUACAGGCAAAUAAGUGGGACAGCUAGGAUUGCAAGGGCACUACCAGUUUAAAGUUAGACACUGUGGUGUGGGUUUGGAUUGCAACACUUUUGUUCCAUGCCAUGGUGGUGGGAUGCAUUUCAUGAUAUCGUUUAUUGAUUUGCAAUGAAACACAUUUGCCAUUUAAAAGAUCUUGGGUCUCCAAGGAGGGCUGCUUAUUUUCCAGUGUAGCAGUUUGGCAAUUUGAGCAAUGAGGCUCACAUUUCUUUUUCUUUCCAGAUGGAGCAAGCUGUAUUUCAGUUUCCUCUUGUUUCUGUAGCAAGGGCCAUGAUAUUUCUUCUCUACUACAUGUCUCUGUGCUCAUGUGCAUAUCUUCAGGGAGUUCUACUGAGCUACUGACAUCCUAAUUUUUAAAACACUUGAAGCAUGGUGAGAUUUUCUUUUUAGAGGAUCUCUAGAGCUUUUCCAUUACACUGCUCAUAGAUCCACCCUGAUGCCCUUUAAAAAAGAGGGGGGGGAGUUUAUUUCCCUUAGGAAUGCUACAUGUCGUUAUUACAUUACUUUCCAUAGUUAGGGCGACUCUUCUAGAAACCUAUCCUGUUUUCAGGGAUAGCAUCAAUCUUGUCUCCCCUCCCCCACAGCGCAUCAAUUUAGAGUAGAAUGUACAAAACAUCUUAGUUUUGACAAAAAAAAUAUAUCCUGAAGAUUACUAGGAUCCAGGAAUGGGAUCCUGGAAUGAGAGGAUAAGAGAGGAAGGAAGAUAUUUAAAAGAAAGAAGUAGUAAUGAACGUUAUGGCUAUAGAACAUAGUGGACCCUUUGGAUACAAACUUAAUUUGUUCCGGGGGUCCGUUUGCACCCCCCAAAAUUAUGUAAAUGGAGCCACGCUUCUGUGCACGCAUGCAGCACGAUUGAGCGCUUCACGCAUGGCGGAACCUGGAAGUGUACACUUCCGGGUUUGCCGUGGCCGUAACCUGAAGUUUCUGUAUCCAGAGGGAUACGUAAGUAGAGGUACGACUGUACUUCUCCCAUAGGCUUAGAAACACUACCUUGUUUGCCACAGCAUAUAUGAACAGAUUUUUAGUAGAUCUACCAUCCAAUCCUAACAAAGGCUGCAGUCCUAUGGACAGUUAACUGGAAGUAAGUUGCCAGGAACAACAGGCACCAUGAGCAUAUUAUUUUCCUAUGAAACCUAGGAAGCCAGGUGCCCUGGGAAAAUUACAUUUCCCUUGGCUCCCGAUGCUGGGGAUGCUAUUGCAGAUAUUUCAUAGCUUGUUCAUGACAUGCAGGGAACCAUGAACCCUAUAUAUUUGAUGGGACAAUUGGCAUGUGAACAUGCCCUUUCCCACAAGCAGCAUGGUAUGUAUGCAUUUCACUCAUAUUUCUGAGAAGAACUGCAGGGCAUAUACGGUACAUAUAUUUCAGUUACAUUAUAUAUGUAUAUGAAGCUGCAGAUAACAUUUGCAUGAUGUACUAGCCACCAAAACUAUCCAAUAAAUUCACAAACACGAUAGAUAUUAAGAACUUUCUGACAUUCAUUCCCAUUAUAGUUAUUUGCCGUAACUGUUCCUAACAACAGUUAUUCCCUUCGACACACAAUAGAUUACUGUGUCAAAAUAUCUUUUCGGUGAGCUGAAGAUGAACUUAUAUUUUUGACAAAUAAUUUGCCUGGAGUUAUCCUCCUGGAGUCUCGGCACUUGAGUACAUUCCUUCAUUAUCCUCAUUGAUUGCUGAUUUCCCAUGCACAGCUCUGGUUUCUCUCUCUCCAGUCUGCUUGAGUUGAAUGGUACUUGACAGUGUUGCACAUUAUUUGUAUUUAACUUCAGGCAGGCAUUGCUGCCUUGGAGACACUUAUGGUUUAUUCAAGGUUGAGAUGAUUUAAGAGAAGUACCCUCUUGCCACAGACAGUCCUGCUAAAAGUUGUUUAGAAAUCUCACACAUUGUGCAGCAAUUCUCAGACAUUCUUCAUCAGAUCACUGUUGUGGCAGUGAGCUUAGUGGAUUGGUUGCGCGGCAUUGAUUUUGGGAUGUAUGUGUGUUGGGACAAUUCAUAGCUACAGAAGACUCUCUCAAAGAUCAGAAACGUUUGGUUUUUGCAUGGGUGGAAUAUAGCCUACUGUACUAAGGUAAGACUCAUCUCGCAGGGUUGCCUUACUCCAUAUGUGCCCACUUUGACCUUCAGAACUGGCACAGUUUUUGGUGCCACAUUAUACUCAUUCCACAGUUGUAAGGAAUCAAUUUUUCACUUUGGCAGCACCAGCACUUUGGAAACUCCCUGCCUACUGACACCACGUGGACACCUCCAUUGUAAUUUGUAAAACUAUUUUGUUUUAGCAAGUCUGUCCAGACGCGUGGUUGUUGAUGUGCUUCAAUAUUAAUUAAGAGACUAAUGUAAACGUUUAAACAUUUUUAUUUGUUUUUGCUUUUUAAUAUUUAUUGUAAAGCGCUUGGAGGUUUUACUACAAUCAGGUGCUACAUUAAAAAAGAAAUACAUAAAACAAAACUUGUUUCUCAACCAUCUUUUAGCUCUGGCAUGGCCACAGGGAUCUGAAAGGUUGCCCACAAGGGAGUGUAUCCCUUGGCCUGAUAAAGAUCCCCAUAUGAACAUUCAAAAUGUCUACAUAGGAAAGGAGGGGGCAGAGUAGGAGAGGGACCCUAACAAUUGAGACUCUCUCCUUUUACAGGUGGCUGGAACAACACCCAGCUGCUCCUUAAAUGAUCUACUAACUAUCCUGGGAUAUUGUUGUUGUUUAGUCGUUUAGUCGUGUCCGACUCUUCGUGACCCCAUGGACCAUAGCACGCCAGGCGCUCCUGUCUUGCACUGCCUCCCGUAGUUUGGUCAAACUCAUGUUCGUAGCUUCGAGAACACUGUCCAACCAUCUUGUCCUCUGUCGUCCCCUUCUCCUAGUGCCCUCAAUCUUUCCCAACA